Tripterygium wilfordii is the source of this 393-nucleotide messenger RNA. Its product is annotated as homeobox-leucine zipper protein ATHB-5-like. Lineage: Eukaryota; Viridiplantae; Streptophyta; Magnoliopsida; Celastrales; Celastraceae. Gene Ontology annotation, molecular function: DNA-binding transcription factor activity, RNA polymerase II-specific; sequence-specific DNA binding. The record is from RefSeq and is a predicted model, not a curated record. The coding region runs from base 16 to 393 and encodes 125 amino acids. Gene Ontology annotation, biological process: positive regulation of DNA-templated transcription. The transcript has a single exon. Gene Ontology annotation, cellular component: nucleus.
AGAGAAUUCUAGUCCAUGUUGGAUGGCUUGGACGAAGAAGGCUACAUAGAAGAAUCCAUCCAUAUCUCAGAGAAGAAACGAAGACUAAGCGUCGACCAAGUCAAGGCCUUGGAGAAGAACUUUGAGGUUGAAAACAGACUUGAACCAGAGAGGAAAAUGAAACUUGCUCAGGAACUUGGGUUGCAGCUAAGACAAGUGGCUGUGUGGUUCCAAAACCGCCGUGCACUGUGGAAGACUAAGCAAUUGGAGAGGGAUUAUGGGGUUCUUAAGGCCAAUUAUGAAGCCCUCAAGCUCAACCUUAAAUUUUUCUCAUUGUUUAUUAGUCAAUUUUGUUCAUUCACGCCACUUCAAUUGGUGUUAAUGAACAAAAAUGAUCAAUAUAGGCGUGAUUGA